This is a messenger RNA of Apis florea (little honeybee), 3393 nucleotides long. It is a transcript of the gene Myo10A, whose product is annotated as unconventional myosin 10A. The record is from RefSeq and is a predicted model, not a curated record. Lineage: Eukaryota; Metazoa; Arthropoda; Insecta; Hymenoptera; Apidae. Gene Ontology annotation, cellular component: cytoskeleton; myosin complex. Gene Ontology annotation, molecular function: protein binding; cytoskeletal motor activity; ATP binding.
AUGGAGAGAGAAGUGUCCGACACAGAAGGAAUCUUCUCGAAAAGAUUGUCGAGCAACUGGGCGGAACUUCCAACGACCCUGCGAAAGAAGCCCAAGCACCGGCCGGAGAUCCUCUCCCAAUUCGUCGACCCCUCGGAAAUCUCGGAGAACGAGUCGAGGAAGAUCGAGCCGAAACCGUUCAACAACGUUCAAAGACUCGUGAGAAGGUCGGAAUUUUUACGAAAAUUGGACACCAACGAGAAUGCGAGAAAUUUGGAUUAUCGGCGAGAGAUGAGGAUCGAAAGGAGAUCCGUGCCGGAUUACUCCUUGUUUCCUCGUGUCGACGAGGAUUACAGGAGGCAUUACGAGGAUCAUGAUUCGAAGCUUGGCCCUCAGAGGAAAAAUCUGGGCAAUCUGGUCGGAAAGUUCGAUCACAAGAACUUCUCCGACGAGGAACGAAAGACAAAUUCUCCCGACAGCCUGUUGGUCAAGUCCUCGGAGUCCGAUUUGAGCAGCGACGAGUACGGGCAGACGGACGACUCGGGAGCGUUCUUGGAGAAGGCUUCGAGCCGUGAGAAGGGAUCGAAGAACGAGGGGCAGAGGAACAGGUUCAUCAAAUUUUUCGCGAAGGACGAGUGCAAGAGGAAGAAGAAGCAGGAAGAGAAGAAGAUGUCGCCGGACUCGGCCCACUUGGACGAUCGUGGACACGAGGAAAGACUCGAAGGAGAGGAUGAGCCAACAGAAAUUCGAAUACGAGAAUAUACCGAGGAUCGACGUGUCCAAGUUGGAUCAGAAACCGUAUCUCAACCCGAUUGCCUCCACGAUCAAUUCCAUCAACUCGGCCAAUUCCGAUCGUCAGACGCAACCGACGAUCGAGCAAUUGAGGCUCGAGGAGGUUGCCUGCUGAGAAACUCGAGGAACGCGAGCCCGUUGAGGAUUAAUAAUAACAACAACAACAACAAUAAUAAUAAUAACAACAACAACAAUGAGAAUGCGGAGAAGACGUCGAGAGCUCAGUCGCCAUCCUCGGUCAAACAGAUUCAAAACGGCGAGGAUGUGAACGAGCUGAUCCAAGAUUUCUACGACAGCGAUCAAAUCGUGGGCAGGGUGAAUGGGGAGAGGAAGGUUUCGAAAAUGGAGACGAUCACGGAAGAGAACGCGGAUGGGAGCAAGCUGAGCGUAAGAGAGAUCUUGAAGAGAUUCGAGGAGCUGAGGACCCAGAACGAGGCGCAAGUGGAGGAGAAGUCGAACGACAAGACCCUCACCACUAUACAGGAGACCUUGAAGAAACUCGACGAGAAGGUCAAGAGCUACCAGGUCGAUCAGAAGCCGCUGCACAAGCCGAACCAUCACGAGAACCACGUGUCACAGAUCACGAAAUCGAUCCAGUCGCAGGCGAAUCACAGCACACCGAAUCACGUACAAUCCCAUGGUCAGCCUAAUCACGUUAUCUCGAACCAUGAAAACCACGUGCCCGCCGGUCGUGUGCCGAACCACGUGUCGGCAACGAACCAGACGAAUCACCAGAAAAACCAGCAGAACCAGCGGCUCAGCCCGAAUCAGGAAUGGCGGCAGCCGGAAGACAACGGCAGAUUGCAAGAAGAUGGCAUCUACGAGAGUGGGCCGGUCGUCAACGACGGAAAACACUCUUUGUUGCAGUACGCCAUGCUGAACUUUAGACAAAGUACCGAGAAGUUUGAGAUGCUGAAGACAGCAGAUGGAUCAAUAAGUGGAUCUCUUAAAGUGAUAGAAUCCUUGAAAAAUAAAAAGAAGAAUAAGAAAAACAAAGGUCAACAGGAUGGUGCGGAAUGGACUUGGAAAGAACAGGUGGAUCUUGUGAAAUAUUCUCCUGUGCCAAUAGAGCAAAGCCUUUUGAAGCUUGAUACAGAUUUAAGUGCUCUGGCAGUAGAAUGUUUUUUGUGUCUGAUGAGGUACAUGGGUGACCAACCAUUACCUCCAGAUACUAGUGAAGUAAAAUGCGUUUACACCAUUCUUAUGCAUUGUCACAAAUAUGAAUUACUACGCGAUGAAGUUUAUUGUCAAUUAAUGAAACAAACCACAAAUAAUAAAAGUCCAAAUCCAGACAGUUGUCAACGUGGUUGGAGAAUCUUCAGUAUUGUUGCUGCCUAUUUCACUUGCAGUGAUGGUCUAAGGCCUUAUCUUACCAAAUAUCUGGAAACAGCAGCUUAUGACAAAAGAAGAGCUUAUCAUGGAACAGCCACAGUGUGUUUACAGAAUCUCAGGAAAACAGUUAAAUAUGGAGGAAGGAAAAACGUGCCAAGCGUGGAUGAAAUUAUGGCAAUUAGUGCAGGCAGAAAUGCAAAAAGGCAGAUUUAUAGAUUGCCAGGAGGAACAGAAAGAGUUAUCAACACUAAAUGUACAACUGUUGUGCAGGAUGUUAUUGAAGAAAUGUGCAACAUAAUAUCUGUAAGAAAUCCUCAUGAAAUGGAUGAAUUCUCAUUAUAUUGUAUUGUCGAUGGUGAUGCAUUUACUAUGCCUUUAGCCAGAGAUGAAUAUGUACUGGAUGUAACUACAGAAUUACAUAAAAAUCAUCAGGUCUUUUAUCUAAUAUUCUGCAGAUCUGUAUGGUAUUAUCCUCUCAGACUGGAUGCUCCACUGUAUAUAGAAGUUGUAUUCAAUCAGAUUGCUCCAGAUUACUUGGAGGGUCUUUUAUUAGUUUUACCUGGUGAACAUUUACCUCAAGAAGUCAUAUAUGAUAUGGCACAAAUAGCAGCUCUAUUACAUAGGGCAGCAGAUAUGAAUCAUGAACCUACAACAAAAGAAAUUAAAUAUUUAUUACCAAAACCAGUGCUUAGUUUAAGAGAACCACGACCACAACAGUGGUCAAACAUGGUCCAACAAGCAUGGAAUAAUGUGCAACAUAAUACAGUAGCUGCUUGUAAAGCACAGGUGCUUGAAAUUUUGUGGAAAUGGCCAUUGUUUGGAUCUAGUUUCUUUGCUGUAAAGAGGGUGCCUGAAGGAAAAGAAAAAGGAGGCGAUCAUAUUUUGGCACUCAAUAGGCAUGGAGUACAUUUUAUUGAUUUAAUCACACAUGAAACUCUCUAUCACUAUCCCUAUUCUGAAGUAAUUUCCACAAGAAAAGUAAAAUCUGAAGAAGGAACCCUUUAUCUUGACAUGAAAUGUGGUAAUUUGAUGCAACAACGUAUUACAAGAUUGCAGACUGAACAAGCUCAUGAAAUUUCACGAUUAAUUAGACAAUAUAUCACCAUGGAACAAAGAGCCACUAAUGCUCAAGGUGCUAGCAUUGGAUUUGGCAUGAGAUAAAAUAUUCGAUUUGCAUUCUGCACUUGUAGCAUUGGGUUCAAAUUUUAGAAAUUUAUAUUUUUUUCUUGUAUUACUUAAUCGAAUGAAAAAUAUUGUAAAUACGUAUUUAAGAAAAAUAAUUACACAAAA